Mesocestoides corti is the source of this 1017-nucleotide messenger RNA. Lineage: Eukaryota; Metazoa; Platyhelminthes; Cestoda; Cyclophyllidea; Mesocestoididae. The record is from the annotation of a GenBank genome assembly.
AUGCCCCUGACUACGUCCGGUGUCUUAUCCUCUGUCCUACACCCUGUUACGCCCAACUGUUACUGUGUAAAGCCUAGGGCUAAGGUUACCAUUGUCGGGACUGGCUCUGUCGGUAUGGCUUGUGCCUUUGCAAUAAUGAUGAAGGAAUGUGUUAAUGAAUUGUGCCUUAUUGAUAUCAUGACCGCAAAAGUAAAAGGAGAAGUUAUGGAUAUGGAACAGUCGCAACCUUAUCUGAACAACUGUAAAAUCCGUGGGGGGAGUGAUUAUGCACUUUCUGCUGGAUCCGACAUUAUUGUUAUCACUGCUGGCGUCCGACAGCAACCCGGAGAAUCGCGCCUGAAUUUGGUCCAAAGGAAUACAGACAUUUACAAAAAUCUUGUCCCAGGACUUGUAAAGCACAGUCCAGACGCCGUGUUACUAGUGGUUUCGAAUCCUGUCGACAUUAUGACAUUCGUCACUUGGAAACUUAGUGGGUUUCCUCGCAACCGUGUACUUGGCAGCGGCACUACACUUGAUUCUGCUAGGUUCCGAUUCUUUCUCGGUCAAAAAUUUAACGUCGAUCCUCAAUCUGUUCAUGGAGUGAUAAUUGGUGAGCACGGUGACUCUUCAGUCGCCGUUUGGAGCAAAGUUUCAAUUGGAGGAUGCAAUUUGUACUCCAUAAAUCCUGCUGUUGGUACUGACAGUGACGUUGAAAAUUUUGGCCAAAUUCACAAGGACACAGUUGGAGCAGCUUACGAAAUUAUCAAUUGCAAAGGCUACACUGCAUGGGCUAUCGGUGUCUCGACAUGGAAAAUCGUGGACGUUAUUCUCAAUAACAAGAACAUGGUCCUACCAGUCACAACUGCUGUAAAGGGUUUAUAUGGAAUAACUGAUGAUGCCUUCCUCAGCCUCCCUUGCGUCAUUGGUGCUACAGGCGUUGUGAGUGUGGUCAACAUCGCACUUGAUGAUACAGAGAUCACUUCAUUGCAAAAGAGUGCCCAACUGCUUCGAGAAACGACAGACGGCAUUAACUGGUAA